AUGGAGGCAAGCACUCCUCGAAAGCUCAGCACACAAAUUGCGAGUGCGAAUUUUGACGCUGUUGGAUAUAUCAACGCCCUUGAGAUCGACUUAGACAGGAAUUUUGCGGAUGUCUAUGUGAAGAUGACAAACACGUUUAACCAAGCCGAGAAAGAUUUGUCGAAGCAAGUGAUUAACUCAUUUGACAAACUGGACUCUACGAAUGAGUCUUUGAAUGAAGCGUCACAAGAAAUAGAAGAAGUCACUAAGAAUAUGUGGGCUAUAAAAAGCUUCUCUUUAUAUGAAGAGGAACGAGUCUUUGGUGUAUCGGAAGCGAUGAGAUCUUUGGGACAAGCCAAAGAGAAUUUAGAACUGAUCAUACAACUCAUCACACAACUAGAUAGACUCAAUGAACUUGUUACAAGCUUGAGCCCAUUAAUUAAAGGUAAAAAGGUGAUUGAACUUCUAGAUGUCAUGCAACACUUGAAUCCAUUGAUCAAACAAUUUCGAGAAUACAGUGACGUGGAGCAUAUUGGAAACACUUUACACGUGUACGACGAAGAGACAGUGAAUAUAAUGAAUGAGAGUAAAACCAUCUUGUCGGCGUAUGAGGAAAAUACUAUGAACAAGAAACAAAUCAUCACAACAAUGCAAGUCAUAGAGGAGACUGAUAACGUCAAAGAGUUUGUUAAAUGGGUCAGUGGGCAUCUUAUUAAUGGGUAUAACAACGCAUUUCCAAUAUCAGGACCUUCGGCUGGGAUUGAUGGAGUAGAAAAGAGGUAUACUUGGUUCAAGCAAAAGUAUGAGGAAUUUGAAAAGAAGUUUGAAGGAGUCUUUCCAGAGCAGUGGGAAGUGAAGACGAGUUUUAUAUUGGAGUUUGUGGAUGCGACAAAAAUUGCAUUUGACUUGUUACUCAAAAACAAAGACCAAGCGAGUCCAAAUUUUCUUAAUGUGGUAUCUCGGGCGUUACAAGCAACUGUAGUGUUUGAACGAUUUGUGGUGCAAAAGGUGUUUGGAGAGCAGUGCGAACAACUGCAACAAACUAUUGAAUUCAAAGAGAAAACAAAUCCAUUUGAAGGUGGUGAGAAGACGACAGCGCCUAUUAGAAAAGAACUGAAUGAAAAAACAAGUAAUCCAUUUGAUGAGAAAAAGAUGAAUGCACUACUACCAGAAAGUCAUAUUAAAAAAUUGAAUAACAAAGUCAAUGACAAAAAGCCGAACCCAUUUGGAGACGAUUCAGACGACGUGAAAGAAAACACAAAAACACCACCAAAAACGAAAGAAAAAGUGCAAAAGAAGCCGAACCCAUUUGGUGAAGACACCGAUGAUGAUGAGAGUGAAGAAAGUAACAUUAAAAAAAGUGAUAUGAAGCAAACAAAGAAACCAAAUCCUUUUGGUGAAGAUUCGGAUGAUGACAAUGAAAAAAGUGAUGGAAAAAAGAAUACACAAACCGUACAAACAAAAAAACCAAAUCCUUUUGGCGAGGACUCGGACGAGGAAGAACAACAAAAAGAAAAACAAAAUAUUCAAGGAAAGAAACCAAACCCUUUUGGAGAGGACUCAGACGACGAUGUUAAAGGCGAACCUUUUGUGACUAAAAGUAUUACAAAAAAUGACACAAAAAUAUUAAAGAAACCAAAUCCAUUUGGUGAGGACUCGGACGAGGAAGACAACAAACAGUUAACUACUCAAAUUGUGAAUCAAAAACAACAAAAGAAAGUAAAUCCAUUUGGUGAAGACUCGGAUGAUGACAGUGAAGAUACUAAAAAGCGUCCAAUAGUCAAACAAAGUCCAAAAAGUGUUGGGAAAAAGCCGAAUCCCUUUGGCGAUUCUUCAAGUGACGAGAGUGAAGAAACCAAAGUCAAUCCGUCGCCCAUUUCUUUACCAGCGAAAAUGGUUGACCCAAAACAAAAGAAAGAAAACCCAUUUGGCGACUCUUCGAGUGACUCCGAAGCUUCAAAAAGUUCCACAAAAGAAGAAAAGAAGAAACCGACAUUUACAGAGUCCAUCAAGAAUGCGAUUAUUAACACAAUAACAUUCUCUAAAGACAAAGAAGACACAACUAAGGUAGAACCACUUGAAGAAGAUCAAGAAGAAGAAUACUCUGAAGACACCCAUAUCAUUAAAAUAGGAAUGUUAUCAAAAUGUUUUGAACCGUUUAUGGUAGACAUAGUCAACGCAGAGGCAACAACACUCCAAAAGUACAUUUCAAAACAAAUUGUCGAAGAAAAUUUUGUGGCGUGUUUUGAUGGGACUUUGGUAUCGAGUAAACCCGUUCUUGCGUUCUUUAAAAAGGUCUUGGAGAGAAUAGGAGAUGUCACUCGAGGCACGCCAUACAAGCGGUUGUGUGAAGUUUCGAGAAAGAGUUACGCUGACUACAUCUUUGAAAUUCAGAAGAAGAUUAAGGCGGAGGCGAUACUGAAACAUUGUCAAGUAAUUAAUACUGCAGAUGUCAUGAACAAGAAGAUGCUUGAACUUAUUGAGUGUCGAGAGGGUAUUGUGAUGAGUGAAGACAAUGAAAUAGUUUCGAUUAAAGAAGUGAUUAAAGAACUUGUAAAUUACGUACUUAACAACGUCAAAAAGGUGUUGGAUAACUUCACUAAAGUGAGAUGGGAUAUUGGGGCGGAUAAAGUGGACGACAGCGAAGAUUUUGCAAAUAAGACGAACACUGUUAUAGGCUGGAAUUUCCAAAAUAUUAAAGGGAAAAUAUUAGCAAAUUUGUACCUCAUUGUGUGUUACGACUUUUGUGUUAAAUUAGCACAAAACUUAUUCUUCGAUGUGUUCUUUAAGGUUGGGAAAAUGUCUGAGAACGGCGCAAGAAAGAUGCAGAUGAUAUUCUCUUCAAUUAAAACAUUUGCACUUAAAUUGAAUGAUGUGAAUGGAGAGAGGUGCAAGAUGAGUGGCCCAUCAAAACAGAUGAGCGAAGAGGACUUCAUUACAAAUGGAAGAAAUGCUUUUAAUGAUAUUGAAAACACACUAAAGGUCAUCCAAGUGGAAGAUAAAAAUGUUGCUUUGAGUUUGUACCAACAAAUAUGCCCAGACAAAAGUGAAAGCGACUUUGAAAAGAUUUGGAAAAGGAAAGAGUCUGGAGGAAUCAUCAAAGGUGGUAUGAAGUACAUCACAUCAUUUGUGAAAUAA
Molecule: messenger RNA, 3117 nt
Organism: Entamoeba invadens IP1
Lineage: Eukaryota; Evosea; Mastigamoebida; Endamoebidae
Exons: 1
Coding region: 1-3117 (1038 amino acids)
Biological process (GO): retrograde transport, endosome to Golgi
Cellular component (GO): GARP complex
Source: RefSeq, a predicted model, not a curated record